This is a messenger RNA of Vespula vulgaris, 2181 nucleotides long. RefSeq names its product UBX domain-containing protein 6 (gene Gint3). Bases 653 to 1978 code for a protein of 441 amino acids. Gene Ontology annotation, molecular function: protein binding. The transcript has 6 exons. The record is from RefSeq and is a predicted model, not a curated record. NCBI's taxonomy places the organism in Eukaryota, Metazoa, Arthropoda, Insecta, Hymenoptera, Vespidae. Gene Ontology annotation, cellular component: cytoplasm.
GUCAUUAUAAUGAUGAUGACUUUUGUUUCAUAGUUUUAUCAGUUUGCCACAGUGGCCAUCAUUGGCUUACGUUUGAUUUACGUUGCAACUUUUUCUGAUGAUGACAAUUCUUGGAUCUCUAAGUAUGCUAGAUACAGUGUGAAAUACACACGAGAAAGUUUGUUCGUGUAAUGAGCAGUUCAUGCGAAAAUUCGUGUCCGUGGAAGGACUACCUGGAAGAUACAAUCAAUAGAUUUGCUUCUUAUUUAACGGAUUUUCUUCCAUCAAGUUUCGGCCUAACCCUCGAUUCGACUAGUGCUGUUAUCUUUGGCAAUGAGCCUUUUCAAAGAUUUUCUGAAUUUUUCCAAGAGUUAAUAGCCUUAUUAUCAUUUGAUGAAUUUCAACUCCAAUUACUUAAGAUUUUUCUAUUUAUACUUACUAGUACAAUUGCUUUAAUUUGUAUUGCCUGGCACGUAUAUGGUUUAAGAAUAUCAGAACAAUUUAUGAAUCCAAAAAUAUAUCUUCCUUAGGUGGCCUACCUGCAUAUUAUGGGAAAUCCUCGGAAUAAUAAUUGAAUAAUAAUUGCUAGUUGAAAGUUUUGUUGUAGAAAUUAUUAUACAAUUAUUGUCUACAAUUACAUCAUAAUCAGACUAUACCUUUCUAAAUAUUCAAAAUGGCAGAUAAGAUAAAGGCCUUCUUUCAGAAGAAAAAAGCGAACGCUAAGUUUAUAAAUGCUGGAAGAGGAUAUAAAUUGAAUGAAAGUAGUAAACCUGAAACAUCUGAAAUAUAUCAACCAAGAGAACCAAUAAGAAGAGCAGAGCCUACGGAAGAAGCUAAAGUAGCUGGACAAGCUGCAUUAGCACGAUUAAAAGCAAAAGAAAAUGACACAUGCAGAUUUAACACGUCAUAUGCGGCAAUUCAGGCACGUGUGAAAAAAGAAUUGGAAUUGGAAAGAAAAGCACGACAGGAACUUGAAAAAGAAGCUACAACAAAAUUAGUUGAAAAACCUAAAGACGAAGCUAUGAAUAAUGAAUUUUUAGCUGUUGUUGAUGUAUACUUCCGAUGUCCAUAUAUUUCUGAAGAAAUUUUAACACGAGAGGAGUGGAAAAAAAAGAUUCGAGAAUUUUUGUAUGAACAAUUAAAAGAAGAAGAAGCAGGAUUAACUUCGUGCUUGAUCAUUCAUAAUUGUAAUACAGGAAAAACAAAAAUUCAAAAUUGUAUAGAGACAUUAGAGAAAUAUAUAGAAAAUAUUUUAAAUAAUCCAGACGUAGAAAAAUAUCAAAAAAUUAGAAUGUGUAAUAAAAUAUUUCAGGAAAAAGUGUUACCAUUGGAGGGAUCUUUAGAAUUUUUGAAAGCUUCUGGUUUUGAACAAAAGAAAUUAUUACACAAUGAUCUAGAAGAAGACUUUUUGGUAUGGAAUCCUGAUGCUUCUAGUUUGGAUGAUUUAACUAUGUUAGUAGAAGCACUAAAAUCUGCAGAAAUCAUUCCGCUUGAGGUAGACAGAAAUUUACAAGUUCUGUUGCCUAGUCAAGCAAAUGAGAUGACUGAAUUACCUGAAAGUUUCUUCAACAUAACUUUAGAAGAAUUGAAAAAAGAACAAAAACUUCGGGCUGAAGCCAUUGAAAGAAAUCAAAUAUUAAGGACGAAAGCUAUGCGAGAAAAAGACGAAGAACGAGAACUUAGAAGAUACAGAUUUACAUUAAUUCGAAUAAGGUUUCCAGACAACAUAAUAUUGCAGGGAACAUUUUCAGUGCAUGAUAAGUAUAAGGAAGUUGUGGAAUUUGUUAAAGAAAAUUUAAUCAAUGCUGAUAUUCCAUUUUUGUUGCUAUUAGUAGGUCAAAAGAUACGAGAAAACGAUUAUGACAAAACAUUGUUAGAAUUAAGAUUGAUACCAGCAUGUUUAUUAAAAUUUUCAUAUGAAGGUGUUGAAGGAAAAAAGCUUGAUACAUCAGCAGGAUAUUUAAAAGAAAGUGUGCUUUGCUUAGUACGAAAUGCAUAAAAUCAUGGUGGAUGUUAAAUAUCGCAGACGUUUUUGUACAAAAUAAUUUUUUAUAAGUGAUAUUUAGUAUACACUUUACGUUAAAUUAUGUAUUCCGUUUUUGUCCCAAUAUGAAUUAUAUUUUUAAUAAGUAUUCCUCCAGCUUCAGCUUUAAUACGUGAAUUAUUUAUAAAACAUCAAUAUAUACCUAUGCCCAUUGAAAA